This is a messenger RNA of Ctenopharyngodon idella (grass carp), 1129 nucleotides long. Its product is annotated as dnaJ homolog subfamily C member 17-like. Gene Ontology annotation, molecular function: RNA binding. The record is from RefSeq and is a predicted model, not a curated record. Bases 162 to 1061 code for a protein of 299 amino acids. Lineage: Eukaryota; Metazoa; Chordata; Actinopteri; Cypriniformes; Xenocyprididae. The transcript has 11 exons. Gene Ontology annotation, cellular component: spliceosomal complex. Gene Ontology annotation, biological process: spliceosomal complex disassembly.
GGAUCGUAUUCGUUCAUCCCGCACUGUAGGGGCGCUGUGCUCCUGCUGCAUUCACACACCGACAGACUGUGAGUCGCACAGAAGAAGUCUUUAAAGUGCUGCUGAGGAACUCAAGGCUAUUAUUUUUACGCUUUUAUUGUUUUAUUUAGUUAAAUUAAAUCAUGACGUCCACAAAAGAGCUCUUAGAGAUGGAUCUGUACGCUUUAUUGGGGGUUGAAUCGACCGCUACAGAGAAACAGAUCAAGAAAGCGUACAGACAGAGAGCGCUGUCCUGCCAUCCAGAUAAAAACCCAGACAAUCCCAAAGCUGCGGAGCUCUUCCACCAGCUGUCUCAGGCUCUGGAGGUGUUGACAGACGCCGCUGCCAAGGCUGCUUACGACAAGGUCCGUGCUGCUAAAAAACAAGCCGAGGAGAGAAACCGGAAGCUAGAUGACAAGAGGAAGAAGAUUAAACUUGAUUUGGAGGCGCGUGAACGGCAGGCAGAGACUGUAAAAACAGAAGAGAUUAAAAUCACACGCACGUUAGAAGAGGAGAUCGCCCGUCUGAGGGAGGAGGGUUCACGAGAACUACAGGAGCAGCAGAGACUCAUACGAGAGCAGAUCCAGAGAGAGACAGACACACACACAGGACGUCAGGGUGGCAGCGAUGUGACUCCUAAACUGAAGUUGAAGUGGAAGUGUAAAAAAGACGAUGCCAGUAACGCCGGCUAUUCUCACGACUGUCUUCAAAACCUCUUUCAAAAGUAUGGAGACGUCCUGAACAUUCUGAUAUCCAGUAAGAAGAGAGGCAGCGCCGUGGUGGAGUUCGCAUCAGUGAAAGCAGCUGACCUGGCGAUUAAAAACGAGAUCGGCCUGACUGGAAACCCACUGAAAAUCACAUGGCUGGAGGGACAACCUGCCCCGACGUCACACAUCGACAACACAGAGAGUUACUCUUCACAGAGUUGUCUACGUAACGAGCGCGACUACGAGAGCGUGGUGCUGAUGAGACUGAGACAAGCUGAAGAGAGGAAGAGGCUGAUCGAGGAGAUGAAGAGGGAGGAAGAGCAGGAGACGGCGUGACCUCAUACAGACUCACUUUUACCUUUUGAUUUUACACCCGAACAUCAAUAAAGCCUUUUUGGAAUAAA